This is a messenger RNA of Heterobilharzia americana, 2673 nucleotides long. NCBI's taxonomy places the organism in Eukaryota, Metazoa, Platyhelminthes, Trematoda, Strigeidida, Schistosomatidae. The record is from the annotation of a GenBank genome assembly.
CCCAGAGUCUGUUACAUUUUCAAACAGUAACCCAGAAUAUCGUUUACAUUGUUGACAUAUAAAUUGCCGUAUGCACAAAUAAUAUCUCCAUCAAAUACAAUAUAUAUGAAGAUUUUGUUUAAUUUAACUUGAAAGAACUUUUUGAUUUGCUGUCUGCAGACAUGUUAUGUCGUACAAAGCAGAAACGGAAACGAAUAACACGUUCAAGUGAUAAAUCGGGAAUAUGCAUACUUAUGAUCUUAUACAUUCUGCAAGGUAUUCCAAUCGGUUUAUCUGCAUCUAUUCCCUUUAUGCUACAAUCAAGUUAUUAUACAGGAAGUUAUCAAGCACAAGCAACAUUUUCAUUAGUCUUUUGGCCAUUUUCAUUUAAAUUAGCCUGGGCACCAAUCAUUGAUUCAAUAUAUAGUACACAUAUUGGACGUCGAAAAACUUGGUUAAUACCAACACAAUAUGCUAUUGGUAUUGAGUUAAUUAUUUUAGCUAAUUAUAUCAACAAUUGGCUUGGACGAGAUCCUGAUAAUCCUUGGAGUCCACUAGGUACACAUCAUCCAGUUAAUAUAUUGAGUUUAACAAUUGCAUUUUUUGGAUUGACAUUUCUUGCUGCAACACAAGAUAUUGCAGUUGAUGGAUGGGCAAUAUCAAUUCUCUCCAAGAAAAAUCUGGGCUGGGCAUCUACAUGCAAUGUUGUCGGACAAACAGUCGGCUAUGUGACUUCAUUUAUCCUAUUCUUGUGUUUGGAAUCACCUAAUAUUUCAAAUACAUAUCUUCGAUGGACUCCUAUAGAAGGUAAAGGAUUGAUUACAUUCUCCGGUUUCCUCUAUUUCUGGGGAAUAACUUUCAUGGUGACCAAUACGUUGUUAGUUUUGUUUAAACAUGAAAAAGAUUCAAAAUUGGACACUGAAUUUCGUAAAUUUUUAAAUCAUUUAUCUUGUAAAAUAUUUCAACGAAAAACAGUACACAAAACUCAUACGCUUAAUCAUCAAAAUCAUAACUGUACACAAAGUAAUAAUAAUAAUAAUGAUCCAACCAUUAAUACUGACACUGUUCAGGAUUACAGUGUAACUAGCUCUCCUAAUAGUGAAGCAAUCAAUGAAGAGAAUGGUAACAUAGAUGAUUCUAAAUUACCGCUUAAAUUGAAUCACUUUAAAGAAACAAAAGAUCAUCAUUUAAACAAGAAUAAACCUGUACAAGGGAAUACAGACCUUGAAUUAAUCGACAGGACAAAACAAAUUCUAAGAAAUAAUAUACAUCAUAACAAUUCUUGUAAAAGUCAAAUGAUAAAAUAUAAUGAACAUUUUAUUGAAAAUCCUCGAAUUGAUGACAAUGGUAAUCAUAAUAAUGAUAAUAUUGAUAAUGAUAAUACUAAUAAUGCUGAAAGUUGCCAUCAUAACAGUUUUCAUCCGACAGCGGAAAUUAUUGAAAAAGAAGCCGAUUUAUCACUUAUCGAUACAUACCGUGUUAUGUUUGGUGUGAUUCGAUUGAAACCUGUGUGGCAAUUUUUAAUUUUAUUAACAACGGUUAAAGUUUGCCUUGCUGCACCAGAGACAGUAUUCAGCUUAAAAUUGAUUGAACAUGGAUUUCCAAAGGAGAGACUUGCGCUAAUUGGUGUAUUAUUGUUGCCAAUACAAGCUGUUUUGCCUCUUCUAGUUACACGUUGGACUAAUGGACCAAGACCGUUGGGGGUAUUUAUAAUUGCUUUUCUACCAAAAUUAUUAGUAUCUUGUUUAACAGUUCCAAUUAUUCAUUACUCUACGUAUUUUCGAAUUUCACCGAAUAAUCAAACACAAAUAAAUUUGAUUAAUUCAAACAGAAGUGAUUUAAACAAUUUUACAGAUACAAUAAAUUCAAUAUCUUAUUCAUUAAAUAUAAAAAAGGAUAUGAACUAUUCAUUCACUUGGCCUUUCUAUGCAUUCUUAUUAUGUAAACUUGUUAUAUACUCGAUUAUAUCAAGUAUAAUGAUGGUGGUACAAGUAGCAUUUCAUGCAAAAAUCAGUGAUCCUACUGUUGGUGGAACAUACAUGACACUGUUGAAUACAGUAUCAAAUAUAGCUAGCAGUUUACCUAGCACUGCUUUUCUUUCACUUAUUGAACCAUUAACUAUACGCGCUUGUAUUUUGAAUACAUUCAAACAAACAACUGUUCAAGUUAUCAAUUCAACUAAUCCAUUCAUAAAUCAUACAAAUAAUGAACAACUUUAUAAUAAUAGUUAUUCAUUUUUCGAUAAAGAUGAAUUGGUUCAAAAGUAUAAUGCUACAUGCAAACCACCUCAAGGUAUAAAAGCAUGUGAAGCUAUCAAUGGUACAUGCGUUACACAAUUAGAUGGAUUCUACCUAGAAGUAGGAUUAUCAGUUGUAUUUGGUUUAAUUGUCUAUCCUUUGCUCCUUUAUCCAUUGGCUAGUCGACUAGAUGCUCUACCAAGUUCAGCUUAUUCAUUUCGACUUACAGGAGAAGGAUGUUGUCAAAGGAAAGUGAAACAACAUAGAAUACCUUUAGAUGAAAAUGUAACUGAAUGUUCACAGUUGAGUACUGCAUAAAAACAAUUCACCUUUGUAGUCAUGAUUCCUUUUUUCCUCACACCAAGCAUUAAUUGAAAAAAAUCGAAAACAAGCAUACACAUUGAAAAAGAUCAUUUGUAUCGACUUCUUUGGCCAGCGCUGGCUGCUUUCAUCUAAC